This is a messenger RNA of Gadus morhua (Atlantic cod), 2372 nucleotides long. RefSeq names its product carnosine N-methyltransferase 1 (gene carnmt1). Gene Ontology annotation, molecular function: carnosine N-methyltransferase activity. The record is from RefSeq and is a predicted model, not a curated record. Gene Ontology annotation, biological process: carnosine metabolic process. Gene Ontology annotation, cellular component: cytosol; nucleus. Lineage: Eukaryota; Metazoa; Chordata; Actinopteri; Gadiformes; Gadidae. Bases 815 to 2227 code for a protein of 470 amino acids. The transcript has 8 exons.
AGUGUAUCAAUAAGGCAACAUUCAUUACACAAGAGUAUAUAGAGUGCUGUUUAAAUAUUAGAACGAGAGUCAAACGCUUCAAAGUUCAUUUUCUCUGCUCAACUCUCAAAAGGGAACAUCCCUCGCACUCUAGAGUUAGUCCAGUCUUGUUCUUUACAAUAGUUGAUAGGACAUUCAAAUUAAACAAAUUGACUAUCUUUAGUGAAUAAAAACACAUUGGCUUACAUAAUUGACGUAUUGAAAUACAUCUCAUAUGUAACAUUAUACUCUACUGACCAUUAUUAUUCUAACUUUCCACCGCUCCCCUUCAACCAAUCUUUGUGUGUGUGUGUGUGUGUGUGUGUGUGUGUGUGUGUGUGUGUGUGUGUGUGUGUGUGUGUGUGUGUGUGUGUGUGUGUGUGUGAAAAUAAAUACUGGGAUAGAGUUGAAUAGCAUGCAUGGUUUCCUUGUUGUUAAUAGAAAUGUCCCCCUAAAUGAAAAAAGUUUUUACAAUUGAAAUAUAUUGAUCUGGAAGCUAUUAGGUUUUUGUCAACAUGUUUAUUUAUUCAGCACCAUGGUUUGAACGAAGUGCUGUUCAUUUUAAUUGUAACAUUGAGUCAAUCACAAAUACACACGGAAGCGCACAUUUUAAAUUGUAGAAAGGUCACUUGAAAGCUGUACGAUCACCAUGAAUGUAAGAUGGAAGUGUGCAAUGAAUGAGAACCGAUGAUAACAAAGCAUUAAAAAGGUGCAUCGCUCGAUUGCUUUUUCCUGGAAACAUUUCAAAGCAUGAUGUUCGUCUAUCGAUUGGAUAGAAUCUGUGCGGCCUUGAAACAUGGCCGAAAUAACAAGGGACGAAGUAGCGGAGGGAGACCAGGAUGAACCUAAUUAUAACAAAGAAAGAAUCAAAUAUUCCCCGGAGGAAGAACGAAAACUAGAGAGGCAGCAUUUCUGGAGAGUAAUCGAUGCGUUCAGAUACUACAGCACCCAUGUCCACGAGCAGGUGAAACGUGCUCAGCGUCAGUAUCGGAGCUUAACCCAGCACCAUCAGUCCCUACUGCCGAGUGUCCUUCCUAACCUGACGCACAUCAGCCAGUGUGUGGAGCACAACCAGGAGGUCCUCCAUGCAAUAGUCCACAACUGUAUCGACAUGUUUGAGAACAUGGAGUACGGUGAGGAGGAGGAGUUGAAAAAACUGCGUCCCGCCUCUAUCUUUGAUAUGGAUAAACUUAAGUCCACCAUCAAGCAGUUUGUUCGAGACUGGAGUGAAGUGGGCCAGGCAGAGAGGGACACCUGCUACCUGCCCAUCAUCAAGGAGAUCCAGAGGCUUUUCCCCUGCGACCAAUAUGAUGUUUCCAAGUUGAGCGUGCUGGUUCCCGGCGCCGGGCUCGGGCGCCUGGCCUGGGAGAUCGCCCGUCUGGGCUACAUGUGCCAGGGAAAUGAGUGGAGCUUCUUUAUGUUGUUCUCCUCAAACUAUGUGCUGAAUAGGUGCGAGAAGGUGAACUCUCUUACCCUUUACCCCUGGAUCCACCAGUUUAGCAACAACAAGAGGUCAUCUGACCAGACUCGAUCCGUCAGCGUCCCUGACAUUGACCCCCAGAGCCUACCCAUUACCUCAGACUUCUCCAUGGUAGCGGGGGAUUUCUGCGAGGUGUACACAGAACCUGAUUCUUGGGAUUGUGUUGCAACCUGCUUUUUUAUAGACACGGCUCACAAUGUGUUGGACUAUUUGGAGACCAUCUGGAAGGUUCUCAAGCCUGGAGGGGUCUGGAUCAACUUAGGGCCAUUGCUGUACCACUUUGAGAACAUGGCCAACGAGCUGUCCAUCGAACUGAGCUACGAGGACAUCAGGGCGGCUAUCGUUAAGUAUGGCUUCCAGCUAGAGGUGGAGAGGGAGUCUGUGAAGACGACAUACACGGAGAACGACCGCUCCAUGCUGAGAUACGUCUACGACUGCGUCUUCUUUGUGGCGCGCAAGCCGGCCCGGGUGUACGCCAACGGCGACCGCGAGGAAGACGCCAACGGCGACCGCGAGGAAGACGCCAACGGCGACCGCGAGGAAGACGCCAACGGCGACCGCGAGGAAGACGCCAACGGCGACCGCGAGGAAGACGCCAACGGCGACCGCGAGGAAGACGCCAACGGCGGCCGCGAGGAAGACGCCAACGGCGACCGCGAGGAAGACGAUGAAGCAUGCAUCGCGCCGCCGUGUGCAAAGUCCCCGCGGCGAGAGAGCGGGCUGACGUGACACGACCACACACACAAACACACACGCAACGACCGCACACGCAACAACCACACGCACACAAAGGCACACACACACAACAACCACAAACACAUACAAGACCGUGCAGACAAACACACACAAUGACGGCACACACACGCACAACGGC